This is a messenger RNA of Didymodactylos carnosus, 858 nucleotides long. The record is from the annotation of a GenBank genome assembly. NCBI's taxonomy places the organism in Eukaryota, Metazoa, Rotifera, Eurotatoria, Philodinida, Philodinidae.
AUGUCCAUUUCCACUAAAUACGAUCGUGAUAGUAUUAUUAAAGAUUUACAAAUGGAGAUUUCGCCUUUACGUUUACAACUCGAACCACUUUUAUUGCAAGCUUACAAGUCUGACGAUGAAGCAAUAACACUAUAUACAGAAUUCACUCAGUAUGGUUUGGCUGUAGCAGUAAUGGAAUCGAUGAAUGGCGUCACUGACGGUGAAAAUAUUUUUCGAGGUAAUACAUCACGAGCACGCAAAUUAAAUGAAUCACAACAAUUUCUUUUGGUGAUGAAGAAACUAAAACUUGAUGUUCCAUUCAUUGAUCUAACAAAACAUUUUGGUGUGAGUGAAAGUACGCAAUCGCCUUAUUUUGAAACGAUGAAGAAAAAUUUUCAUGCAUCGUUUACCGAUAUCAGAAAUCCGGUUAUGAUUAUCGAUACCUAUCCUAUUUAUAUACACAAAACAGGUAAUUUGAAUUUACGAUGUCAAACGUAUAAUCCUUAUUACGCUAAGAAUGUCCUCAAAGGAAUCGUAGGUAUUGCUCCAGCGCGUGAUCUUCCUGUCACAUUUAUCACGAAUUCCGGUUGUAUCGUUUUCGUAUUAUUAUGUUCAGUAGCUGUUGAAAGCAAAUUCUGCACAUAUCAACGUGAACAAAGUGAAGUUGUAAGGUUGGAAUAUGUUAAGGAUGCUUGGAAUGUUUAUUAUUUCAGUAGAAAAGUUGAUGGUGAAAAACUUAAUUCAUUCAAUGGGAUUGACAACGGUUAUGCUAAGGAUGCCUGGAAUGUCUAUUAUAUGGACCGAACAGUUAAUGGCGCAAAAGCUAACUUAUUUGAAUGGCUGAGUGAUGAUUAUGGAAAAGAGAUCGUUCUGGAUUGA